This is a messenger RNA of Babesia bigemina, 261 nucleotides long. Its product is annotated as DNA-directed RNA polymerase II. Gene Ontology annotation, cellular component: RNA polymerase II, core complex; P-body. Bases 1 to 261 code for a protein of 86 amino acids. Gene Ontology annotation, biological process: transcription initiation at RNA polymerase II promoter; DNA-templated transcription; positive regulation of nuclear-transcribed mRNA poly(A) tail shortening. The transcript has a single exon. Gene Ontology annotation, molecular function: single-stranded DNA binding; translation initiation factor binding; single-stranded RNA binding. Lineage: Eukaryota; Apicomplexa; Aconoidasida; Piroplasmida; Babesiidae. The record is from RefSeq and is a predicted model, not a curated record.
AUGUACUUUGUAGUCGAACAAUGGAAGAUUAUAAAUGUGAAGCCGUCGCAGUUGGGUCCAAGCUACCAGCAGAACAUCGAGGAGAUGCUGCGGAAUCAGGUCGAAGGCCACUGUAGUUCGAAAUACGGUUAUGUUGUCUGUGUCAUCCGCAUAAUUAAGAACGAAAUCGGCCGUGUCCAGGAUGGCACAGGCAUGAUCGUGGUGAAUGUGAAAUACCAGGCCAUCGUUUUUAAGCCCUUUAACGACGAGGUAGGUUGUUAA